UGAUUGGUUGGCUGAAUACUUCUCCUUCGCGACUCCGCCUUUUGCAAAGUUUGCUUCUUGGAUUUUGAGUUUGGGUGCUCAACCGCAUUAGAAUGUGCGCAACGGAGAAGGUGCAUGAUGAAAUUUUGAAGGGAGCGGUGAAAGGGAGAAGAGGGGCGUGUUAUAAGCGAGAAGGGAAUGUGGUUUGCUGGAGAAAGGAUGUGGUAUUUCCGAGAAAGGGUUUGGUAGAACGGAAAGGGGCGUGGUAAAACGGAAAAGGAUGUGAUAUAACGGAGUAAGGGGCGUGGUAAAACGGAGAAAAGGGUGUGAUUAAAAAGAGAAGGGCGUGACGUAAACGGAAAUGGGGCGUGACUAAACAGAGGAUGGCGUGACGUAAACGGAAAAGGGGCGUGACUCAACAGCGUAGAACCGUUUACGUACCUAGUAAACAUGUAUGUAAACUUACUCUUGUUGAUGUUGCAGUCUGUUAGACCUCACAUCAUGGACCUCCGACCUUAUCCAUUAUAUAUUGUUAUAUUUCCAGCAGUAAUCGGUCUGGUCUCCUCGAACACCCCUGUCCCAUUGAGCGAGUACCUAAAAGUUCCGGGUAAAUUUGUGGCUCCGAUUCCAAGGAAUUCAAUUACAAUCAUUCAUGACGUCAGUCUCCAACUUUGCGCGGCAAAAUGCACGUUGGCAUUCCGGAUGAAAACAUUUCCAUGCUAUGCAUUUGAGUAUACGCCCGGAAGUAGAAUGUGCGUGCACACGAAUGUAACAUCACUGGUCGUCAAUGGCGGGUUUCUUGGGUUGAAGGAAAAUCGGGCUGUCGAUUACUACGAAAGAAGCAAAGCAUCAUACGCCAACUUGUUCCAAAGUCGGGAUCACGCUGCGCUUAAACAGCAAAGCUCAUACUUCAGCAUCAAACUCAACAAAACGCUUGAAGAAUGUGCAUAUGAAUGCAUGCGCACUACGUCUCAGACCUGUAUGUCAUUUUCCCACAGUCUGAGCACAGGCGCGUGCGGCCUUAGCAACGUGUUCUAUAGCGAGGACCACGAGGAUAUAAGCCUUCUCACGAGCCGUAUUUACAACCACUACCAGUACUAUACAAGCUGGCCGUGUAAUGUGACUAUUCCGGAGAACUAUGGACCCCGGGCUCUCGCUUCCCUUCGCUUUCCAUACCAGUCGUUCCGGCAUGGUCAGUGUCAUGUUCAAAUUGAGGCGCCUUCCGGAAAACAGGUCCAGAUUUUGUUUCCGACUGUUUUCUUUGGUCAGGAUGUGUGUAAUAAACAAACUGGUGUCGGAUUAACUAUCCAUGACGGAAAUUCCGGAACGGGAUCUGUCCUUGGACAUUAUUGUCACUCAACAACCGAUAGGUCACAACCUCCCUUGCUGACGUCAACAUCCGGGUCAAUAUACGUCACAUACACCGCUGAUGACGUGCCACUGGCGUUUGAGUCAAUAUAUCAGUUUGUGAUCGUUGACCCCUGUGAAAACAACCCAUGUAAGAACAACGCCACAUGUACAGGCAAUGGCACGAGUUAUGUUUGUGAGUGUCCGGCAGGGUUUACUGGCAGAUUUUGUGAAGAUAAUAUAGAUGAAUGCGCCUCAUCGCCAUGUCUGUUCCACGGACAAUGCAUUGACCAGGUCAACGGUUACAUGUGUAAUUGUACGCACGAAUUCACCGGGGAUAAGUGCGAGAAGUUCAUUGGCGCAUGCGCAGAAAACCCCUGUGAUCAUGGCACUUGUGUCGUCACCAGCAGGUACAAUUACACGUGCGAUUGCGUGGACGGAUACGUUGGCCAGAAUUGCGACAGGAGAUUUUCGCCUUGUAUGUCCAAUCCGUGUGUGCACGGGACGUGCGGGGAGACAUCCGGGGACUAUAUAUGUAAAUGUGCAGCGGGAUAUACCGGAAGAGAUUGUGAUCAACGCGCUGUUGAUCUUUGCUCUUUUUCUCCCUGUAAACAUGGUCGCUGUACGUUGACACUGCAAAUCAUGAUGUACUAUGUACGUGCGAGAGUGGAUUUACCGGAAGUCAUUGCGAGACAGCUAUAGAUCUUUGUUCUGCGAUCCAAUGUAAUAACGGAAGUUGCGUCAGAAACAAUACUGGGAUACACGUGUCAGUGUCACGAUGGGUUCAAGGGUCAAUUCUGUGACGUAGCUAUGACGGUAUGUGAACUUCACGUGAAUGAUUGUUACCCCGGGCGAUGCUACCCAUACACCAAUGUCCCGGAAGGGUAUGUCUGCUGGUGUCCAGAUAAUAAGUACCACCGACAAUGUAACAUGACCUUUGACCCUUGUUCCCCUUCACCUUGUCAUCAUGGGAUCUGUACACGAUUAAACAAUGGUUAUACGUGCUCUUGUGCUAAUGGCUACGUUGGCUCACAUUGUAAUGUUCCGACAUGCGCAGUGGCUGACUGCGGCCUUGGGCUUUGUGAAGAUAGGAACACUGGCUUUGACUGUAUAUGCCCGGUUGGAUAUGACGGUAGAAACUGCGAAAACACUGUGACUUCAUCGCCUGCACCGAUUACCCAAUCAGCUUCCCCUUCAUGUAUGACGUCACCAUGUCACAACAAUGCCACAUGCGUUCAAAAGAGUACUGGAUUCACGUGCGUUUGUUCUGAAGGAUGGACCGGAAGUGUCUGUGACGUAAUGGUUGACGCAUGUGCAAGUAGCCCGUGUGGUGAUAGUACGUGCGUAGCUGACGGAUUCAAGUACAGCUGUAUUUCUACAAAUACGUCAUCAAAAGGUAAAGUUUGUCAUUUUGGUUUGUGUUUAUUUGGUUGCUAUGUUAUACUGUUACAGAAUUGUUUAUAGUAAUUAUAUUAUAGUCAUUUGUAUUGUUGUUUCAUUUCAAUAUAUCUAGUGUAUGGAUUUCAAACCGAUAAAAUCUAUUUCUGAAUGUAUAAAUAUCAAAAUUAGAUAAGAAAAUUUAAAAAAAUGUUCUCAAAAAACAUGAAGUAUUAAAUCUAUAAAGAAGAUAUGCAAAAACAAGAAUACAAUUUUCAAUUGGGACGCCACCUAACUGGCUAAUGACCAUCGUCCUUUGGCUGCCCCAACCACCCAUGCAUGUUAUGUAUUUUAUUGAUCACGUGACUCGGCGAUUAUUGAUGAUGGAUAUUUUAUUUCAUGCCUUUAUUUUUAGAGAGUCAGUCAUUCGUGUUCUAUAUCAUAUUGCCUAUUGUAUUUUAUAAAUACAAUUAUAAUCCAAGUUGAUUUUCUAGUCUGUUCCUCUUCACUUUGGAUCGUUCGUUAAGGUUCAAUCGAAGUCAUUGUUGGUACGGUUUCUGACCAAGGCUAAGAAAUGUUACAUUUGUGUAAGCCUGGAUCAUGUUCAGAGACUGAAGCUUGGUUGUUGCAAAUAGUUGACUACAUUUAUGUUAUUUUGCUUUUAAUGACAUCAACAUGCAUAUCAAUGUAUAAAAUGAUUGAAGUCUUUUCUAAACGCGUUUUUACCGCGCAUUUUCUGACCGCGUAUCCUGUAUGGUGAGUAUAUAUAUAUAUAUUUCAUGCAAAUACAUGAGACAAUCAUUGAAUUAUUCCAUAAUUACAGAAUAUAUCAAAAUAACGGGUAAAAAAGGAAUAUAUGUAAUAUAAUAUUAAAAAAUAUCUGUAUAAUGUAAUUUGUAAUAGAUGUAUUCUUCCAGUAAUGUAUCAUUAUGGUGGAUGAUAAUCUACAGGGAUUAACUUUUAAUGAGGUCGACCGAGACUUUCUUAACCUAGAAUGUAAUAUCUACUUGAGCAUUUGAGGUUCUCAUAGCAAACGUCAAUUUACCACCAUGUUUCGCAUUUGUCUUAGACGUAAACUAUUGUAAUAUUGACAUUACGGUCACUUGACAGAUGUACGUGUAGGUGUAAGGGCAAUAUUUGUGUAUUUUCUUUAUGUAUACCUUUUUGACUUAAAGUGAAACCAUGUGACGUAUCAACAUGUGAAAAUGGAGGGACGUGCAUGAUAUCACACACGGUUACCAUGUGUAUUUGUCCGUUGGGGUUGCAUGGUGCCAGAUGUGACGUCACAUAUGACGCAUGCGCCACACAACAUUGUCCUACUGGUUUAUGUCAACAGCACAAGUACGGUGCCAGAUGUGUCCUAGGGGUAAUACAGGGGUCCCUCAACACAACAUCGACCACACUUAACCUCGGUAAGAUUUCGUCGGAAUACUGUACAAACGACACACGUGUUUUUAUAUAGGAUAUUAAAAGGAAAUGAGCAAAGUUUACAUCACUUGAUUAUAUGAGCUCCUGGUUCCUUUCAGACGGUAUUAAUACUCGUGUAUUUGUACAUUCGUUAUUUAUAUAAGUUGUGUACAGUAUAUCAAAUCUUAUUACCAUCUAUACAUUGUUACGAGAGCUCAUUGAUAAGUUGUGAGCCUCGUAUUGAAGAAUUUGAAUUUUUUUGACAUUUCAACAUAAUCCCCUUCAGUAUCUAUAAACUUACGCCAGCGGUGUUUAAGGGCCUCAGUGUCACUUUUAUAGAGCUCCCUUUCUUGGCAGUUCAGAAAGUCAUCCACUGCAUGUUAGGGUUAGGGGUAGGGUGUCUUAAAUAGCUGCUUUCAGAUUUGGGAAUAGAUGAAGUUCUGAUGGAGCGAGAUCAGGUGAAUAAGGCGGAUGCUCACUCAAUUUAAAGUCACAAUCGUGAAUAGCAGUCCUUGCAAUGACUGCCUCUUUCACCCUAAAUCUAACUCUAACCGACUUUGUCCAUUUUGCUAAAAAAAAAAAGCCGCUUGUGUUGUUUACUUUAAAGUGCUACCUCGUCGAUAUAAACUAUGAAAAUCGAUAAGCACGGGGGUAAAAUAUGACCUGAAUAAAAGCUUGGGGUAUUAGGACCACCAGGUGUGUCAGAAGAAUGAGCGUCUUUAUGCUUUAUCGCUACACAUUCCGGAUCUAGGUCAGAUCUCGUAUGUUAUGUCCGUAAAAUGAUAACUAAGCUUAUUGAUACCAUGAUAUUAAAGAAUGCUUGGUAUAUUGUAAAAUUGAGUUGUUCUAAAUUGUAUAUUUAUUUCAGAAAAGCGCUGAAUCGACAGAGAUCAGUUAAAAAUCAUUUUAUAUUUGUUAAUAUUAAAUAUAUUUUUGCAUUUAACGAACUACUUCGUCUCGACAUAAAGUUAUCGCUUUGUCUCGUCCCCCAACGUGUCUUUCCGUUUCAUCUUCGUCGCUUUCAACAAACUGAUAUGCCAUUACAUUGUGGUGGAAGUGAGCCAAGGGAAUAAAUCUACCGGCGAAUGUACAGCUUCAGAACUCCAAAUCUAGAUCUGUACACACAUAAUACGUUAAAACUGUUUUUUUGUUUUUUGUUUUUU
Molecule: messenger RNA, 5273 nt
Organism: Pecten maximus
Lineage: Eukaryota; Metazoa; Mollusca; Bivalvia; Pectinida; Pectinidae
Product: fibropellin-3-like
Exons: 9
Coding region: 430-2028 (532 amino acids)
Biological process (GO): establishment or maintenance of epithelial cell apical/basal polarity; heterophilic cell-cell adhesion
Cellular component (GO): plasma membrane; protein-containing complex
Molecular function (GO): calcium ion binding
Source: RefSeq, a predicted model, not a curated record